Molecule: messenger RNA, 2392 nt
Organism: Brienomyrus brachyistius
Lineage: Eukaryota; Metazoa; Chordata; Actinopteri; Osteoglossiformes; Mormyridae
Gene: ddx56
Product: DEAD (Asp-Glu-Ala-Asp) box helicase 56
Exons: 14
Coding region: 115-1794 (559 amino acids)
Cellular component (GO): nucleolus
Molecular function (GO): ATP binding; RNA helicase activity; nucleic acid binding
Source: RefSeq, a predicted model, not a curated record
AUAUAUUUUAACCCGACAACAGGGAUGUACCAGGGGAUCCUUAAUUGACGUAGGACCGUCUUUGUGCGUCAUUUCCGCCUGACCCGGCAGUGCCGAGGCACACGUGGAGGAGUGAUGGCUGCUGACAAGCUGCAGUUUCAUGAGAUGGGUCUGGAGGAUCGCCUCUUAAAGGCGCUGGCGGACUUGGGUUGGGCGCAACCCACGCUGAUUCAAGAAAAGGCGAUCCCUCUUGCUCUGGACGGGAAGGACCUCCUGGCCCGGGCGCGGACUGGCUCCGGUAAAACCGCAGCUUACGGGAUUCCAGUUAUCCAACGAAUACUGACUUCUAAACAGACGGUGCGCGAUCAGGCAGUUCGGGCGCUGAUCCUAGUUCCCACCAAGGAGCUGGGUCAUCAGGUCCAGACUAUGAUCCGCCAGCUCAUUGCCUACUGCGCCCGGGAUGUGAAAGUGGCCGAUAUCUCCAGCAAGGCUGACCUGUCGGCACAGAGGCCAAUCCUGAUGGAGAAGCCAGACAUAGUAGUGGGCACACCCUCACGAGUACUGGCUCACCUCAACGCCCAGAACAUAACACUUAGCUCGUCACUGGAGACCCUGGUCAUCGAUGAAGCUGAUUUGCUUUUCUCCUUUGGCUUUGAAAGUGACCUCAAGAGUCUGCUAUGCCACCUUCCCAAGAUCUACCAGGCGUUCCUCAUGUCUGCCACCCUGAACGAAGACGUCCAGGCUUUGAAGGACCUUGUGCUCCAUAACCCAGUGACGCUGAAGCUUCAGGGAUCCCAGCUGCCAGACGGCACCCAGCUUCAGCAGUACAGCAUUCAGUGUGAAGAAGAGGACAAGUUUUUGCUCAUCUACACCCUACUGAAGCUGGGCCUGGUGCGAGGAAAGACGCUGAUCUUCGUGGGCUCCAUCGACCGCUGCUACCGCCUCAAGCUCUUCCUGGAGCAGUUCAGCAUCCCGGCCUGCGUGCUGAACUCGGAGCUUCCCGUCCAAUCCAGGUGCCACAUCAUCACCCAGUUCAAUCAGGGCUUCUAUGAUUACAUCAUCGCCACAGAUGAGCAGACCCUGGCCGACCCCACACUGGCGCCUCAGGCAAAGGGCAAGAAGAGGAAGAAUGUGGGCAAGGGGAGGGGCAAAGACAAAGAGUAUGGUGUGUCCAGGGGUGUUGAUUUUCAGAAUGUGGCCAAUGUCAUUAACUUCGACUUCCCCAACAACGUCGAUUCCUACAUCCAUCGUGUUGGCAGAACUGCACGAGCAGACAACCCUGGCACAUCACUGGCCUUUAUUUCACACGCAGAGCUCCCCCUGCUGGCUGAAAUUCAGGACGCGCUUACAGGAGAUAAUGAAAACUGUGCUUUGAAACCAUAUGCAUUUAAGAUGGAGGAAAUAGAGGGAUUCAGGUAUAGAUGUCGGGAUGCCAUGAGGUCAGUCACAAAGCAAGCCAUCAAGGAGGCCAGGCUGAAGGAGAUAAAGCAGGAGCUGCUCAAUUCUGAGAAGCUCAAGACCUACUUCGAGGACAAUCCCCGCGACCUGCAGCUGCUGCGUCACGAUAAGGACCUGCACCCAGCCAUCAUCAAGCCCCACCUGAAGAACGUUCCGGAAUACCUCAUCCCUGCUGCAUUGAAGGGCGUGGUCCGUCCCGUCACCGGCCGAAAGAAGCACAAACGUUUAAGAGCCACCCCCCUCAGUGUGACGAAGACCAAGUUCAAGGGUCACCGCAAAGGUGCAAAUCCACUGAAGAACUUCCGCUGUGCUACUAAAAGGGCCAAGAGAGGCGCCGGCAAGGCGGGAAAAUCCUAAACUCAUGAGCAGCUGCGCAGCCAUGCCAGCCAAUCAGAGGAGCGCUUCCGGGGAUCAGCUGCAAUGUUCCACUUCCUUGGACAGGGACUGAAAUUCCAGGAUGAGCUUUUUUUUGUGUGUUGAAAGCCUGAAAUCUAACAUCUGCUUUGGGAAGAAGAGACUGCAGCCUUGGACGCUGAUAAAUAUGAUUUAGCACGAUGGGAAUAUCAAUCCUUUUGCGCAGACAUUUCAUUUAUGACUGACUGAAUUACCCAGUGCGAGGUGAAAUUCUGUAUCCCUCCAGCUACGUCAGGGCUGUUACUGGCAGAUGGAGUGAUGCUAUUGGACUGUAGCUUCUAAAAGCUCAAAUCAGCACAUGGUUAGAUGUUUGGACACCCUGCCGGCGGCCAUGUGGGGUAUGACAUACCGUAUAGAAAGAGAUUUACACCGUGCCUGGGAUGUUAACUCCCCACAUUACUAUGAUGUAUAACUAUUUAUCUGUACAUUCUUUUUUCAUUUUGGAAAACAAUAUAUAACUGGCCAAAAAGUGACAGCUGAGCAGGCCUGAAGUUCACAAGUUGCAAAAUCUAACAGAAAUAAACACAUUUUGCUACCGCUG